Molecule: messenger RNA, 1158 nt
Organism: Sclerotinia borealis F-4128
Lineage: Eukaryota; Fungi; Ascomycota; Leotiomycetes; Helotiales; Sclerotiniaceae
Source: the annotation of a GenBank genome assembly
AUGUCGGGAGUUGAUCCCGCCAUCGUGCUCGUUUUCGGGCCGCCUCCCGCCGGUAUUGAUUUGAGUGAUAGUUUAACUGCGGGAUAUAAUAUCGUGUCUUGUGUGGUGUUUGGAAUUGCAGCUGCCGCAGUCUGCUUGCGAUUUUAUGUGCGGACAAUGCAGGGACCAAAUAAUCUGGCUAUCGAUGACUACUUUAUCGUCUUGGGACUCUUGUGCACUGGUGCCCUCUUGGCUACGACACUUAUCGCUGGGCAAUAUGGAUCGGGAAAACAUGUGUGGUCGACGACAUUGCCGCGGCUCAUGAUAUUGCUAAAGGUUGUCUUCGCCGAGCCCUGGGUCUACGCUGCAGCCGUAACAUCAACCAAGAUCAGCGUCCUGCUCCUCUAUCGACGAUUAUUCUACACAGGCGACGGCGACAUGCUAACCAUCAACCGCAUCUUUACUAUAAUGUACUGGGCCGCCACAUUCUUUACCUGCAUCUACCCUAUUAUCAUGUGGGUUGUAAUGGCAGUCGCCUGUCGCCCACUAAACUUUUUCUGGACGAAAUACGCCGGCGCCACAGAAGGUCAAUGCAUUGACACUUUGCUGUUUUUUCUAGUUUUUGGAAUUGUUAAUAUGAUCAAUGAUGUUGUCAUCUUGAUCGUCCCGAUUCCCCGUAUCUUAAAACUGCAUAUGAACAAACGCAAGAAGUUUUCCGUCGCCGGUAUCAUGUUACUCGGUAGUUUCGUCUGCGUCGCCAGUAUAGUACGCAUCUACUACCUCAAGCAUCUGACCACUGCAAUCGACUUAACAUACAUCCUUGGCCCCGCUUUCGGGUGGUCCAGCUUGGAGCCUUCAGUCGCGAUUAUUGGCGCCUGUCUACCAACGUUCGCGCCGCUCUUCCGCGGUAUCCGCAACAAGGGCUCCAGCACUGGCGGACAGGGCUCAUACCAUGUGAAUCUGAGCCAGACGCCACAUUUCUUCAAGCAGCAAUCGAACUUCGGCAAUGAGGAUUCGGACGAGGUCGAGCUGACUAACAAGAAGAGCUAUUUUCAGAGCGUGGGAGACAGCCGUUAUGGGAAGAGGAGGGUGGAGAGUGAGGACGUGGAGAGGGAUACGAGGGGAAUUACCGUUACAUCGGAAGUCCAGGUGUUAAGCAAUAGCGCGCAUAAAGCAUAG